AUGCAACUUAGUCCAUUGCAAUCGCGGCUGGCAGCAUCUCUGAUAGCCUCCUGCCUUUUGCUCGUUAUCUAUGUCAUUCUACUCUCUCCGCAAUUCGCCUUCGCUGUCGAGUUCGAUCCUAUAAUCGCCGACCAUGACGUGCACGAAUUGUCAUACGAAGAGCUCGAUGUUGUGGAUAUAUCGGAGGCCUUAGACCUGAGAGGUCCAGCGUACGAGCCAGACUUUGCGCUAUUCGACCGAGGCAUCAUAGGAAGGGUACCAGAUAGUGCGACUGUCUUGGCCAACAAUGAAAAGAAAAAAUCCAAUCUCGCUCCUGGCGUUACGAUGGCAUAUGUCUUCCAAGCUUCGUCGGUCACUAACAGAGCAGCGCGGGACUCAAAUGAACCGCUGGAGCUUCGAAGAAGUUUGAACGAAUCACAAGCACCGGCUGUGAAUGGGGACGAAGAUCAGAAUGAGGAUGGUGGCACUACUGUUAAGCCAGAACUUGCACGUCGGAAAGAAACAACUAAAACAUUGUGGAUAUCCGCGAAUACUUGCCUGCAACCUGGGCGCCGUUCAUCAGACCGAACAGCUCCGGAUCCUCCACAACUCACUCUUUACGUUUCUACAUCGUCUGAUAAUACUUCUCCGGGGCCGCAGCAGAGCGACAAUACGCAGAAAGCCAUCGCAUUCACGGAGGGGGCUGUUAUGUUCAACACAUCUAUAGACAAGGAUGUCUACUUGAGCAUUUCUGCCCCAGAUGUCUCGGCCGAGCAAUUUGACACUUCACAUGAAUACAAUUUCGAGCUCGUCGCUUCUACUGAUCAGUAUUACUUUUCAUUUCACGAUAAUCAAACCAGUCCUGAUCUUGUAUGGGUUGACAGCGACGCCUCGGCGGCUCUACUACAAACCGGGUUUCUAAACAAUGUGACGAGUCAAGUGAUCACAACGCCACCGUAUGUCAUGUUCGCUCAUAACGACAACAAUGUGGACAUCAAAGGGGUACGUAACUCUUACUGCGGUUUAAGUUCGUAUGCUCAGAUUAGGAAUCUUGCCGAUGGAAGUAGCGGAGAGAUGACGGUAGGGUUGAAGAAUGGAGGAGAAGACAACUUGACCCGGCAGGAGUUCUACGUUAGUGGUCUUAACGCUAGCUCUAACUACACAGCUAUCCUUGCUCGUCCGCCGGGGAAGAGUCUCCAAACGCGCCAGGAAGAAUCUUCAACCAUAGGCGGCGGCAUCGUAUUCCAGCCGGCUGUUUUUUCGACCAAACCUAAUGGCGCGUGUACGUUUAUCUUCAACCUCACAUUUUGCGAACAGACCCAAUAUGCUGUUCCCGGAAACUUGAACACGUUUCCUAACGCUACGGCUCUUGGAAAUUUUUACGAUGACUACGUACGGUCUAUGUGGGACAAUUUCGAUAAAGUUCUACAGCAGACUCCUUGCGAGGCUGCUUCAACUGCCCGAUACUCGUUAGCCAGGGGCUGCGAGGAUUGCAAGACUUCGUAUAGGAGAUGGCUCUGUUCGGUGGCAAUUCCUCGUUGCGAGGACUUCUCGACGCCCGACCGACGCUUUCUUCAAAUGCGUAAUAUCGCGGCUCCUUUCCCGAAUGGAACGACGGUGGAUGAGGAGAUAUUGAAGAAACACGGACAUUCCAAGGCUUUCAAUUCGUCUCGUAACCCUAAAAUUGACGAAGUUGUCCAGCCAGGCCCGUACAAGGAGUUGUUGCCCUGUGAAAAUUUGUGUUAUGAACUGGUCCAGAGCUGCCCGGCUUCGAUGGGAUUCAGUUGUCCUCGGCCGUCAAGUAAGUUUAGCUUCGAAACUAGCUAUGGACAAAAGGCGAGGGACGAUAGUUUGUCGUGUAAUUACCCCGGGUCUGCGCAUUUCAUAGGAGGCGCAGGCAUGCUUUCCCCCUCUUGGGCUGGUCUGGUCGGCAUAAUUGGCAUACUUUUAACAAUACUUGUAUGA
Daldinia loculata is the source of this 1944-nucleotide messenger RNA. RefSeq names its product stretch-activated Ca2+-permeable channel component-domain-containing protein. The record is from RefSeq and is a predicted model, not a curated record. Gene Ontology annotation, molecular function: calcium channel activity. NCBI's taxonomy places the organism in Eukaryota, Fungi, Ascomycota, Sordariomycetes, Xylariales, Hypoxylaceae. Gene Ontology annotation, biological process: calcium ion import across plasma membrane. The transcript is spliced from 2 exons. Bases 1 to 1944 code for a protein of 647 amino acids.